Messenger RNA from Paramisgurnus dabryanus, 2208 nucleotides. RefSeq names its product stannin (gene snn). Gene Ontology annotation, cellular component: mitochondrial outer membrane. The record is from RefSeq and is a predicted model, not a curated record. Lineage: Eukaryota; Metazoa; Chordata; Actinopteri; Cypriniformes; Cobitidae.
UCUGUGCAAAGAGCUUUACUGUUAUGUGAUUGGAUGUAUGUUUUUCCACAGCUAUGAUCUAAUUUCCUGUACAUUGACAAACGAGCAAUAUAUUUAUAUGCUCUGGUUGAUGGAAAUAUGCGUUAUUGACUUAUUGAUGUUGCUUAAUGAAGUAUACAUCGGCUGGUCGUCUGGAUGACGAGCGACUGUUUAAUGCUGCUGUCCGCGCGUGAAGGAUGAACUGACGCGAACGGUCCACAAAAUGUCUCAGGACGAGAAACGGCACAUAAACGAUUUUCAUCGACAAAAGACCCUGAUUUUGAUGUAGGAGGAACCAUACUUGCAACCUUUGCACAGCUGCCACGUGUGGACUUGUGACAUCCUGAGAAAACAGAAAGCCAAAGAGUUUUUCUUUAACUGACAAGAUGUCUAUCACAGACCACAGCCCCACCACGGGGGUCGUGACAAUUAUUGUAAUACUCAUUGCCAUUGCAGCACUUGGUGCGUUGAUUCUUGGUUGUUGGUGUUACUUGCGGCUGCAGCGCAUCGGUCAGUCUGAAGAUGAAGAAAGCAUAGUAGGUGAAGGCGAAACCAAGGAGCCCUUCUUGCUGGUUCAGUAUUCAGCCAAGGGCCCAAAAGUUGAGCACAAGACCAAGCUUACCCCCAACGGCACUGAGAGCCACACCUAACGGUCUGUCUUUGCAAUGCAAACCAUGUUCAGACCCUGUCAAGUCUCUUAUAAUUUCAAAACCUCACAGUAUCACACAACUCAAUGUGAAUAUCCCUUUGAAAUGGUGCAAGACAAACCUAUUUCAUACUGUUGUUUAGUCACUUUGUUGCUUUAAGUAUUUUUUCCACAUUUUGUGGUGGUCCAACAGAACCCUGUUAUAAUGUGAAAUUGACAACCGUCUGCUUUGAUGUCAUAUGCAGUGCUAACUGUUGCCGAGUUCUGAAACUUAACAAAAAAUGAUUUUGUUUGUUUCUUGUAGUGCUGCUUUAACAUUACUGCUUCUUUCCAGAGCUGGCUCUGGUGUUAAGAUGGACUGAUUUUAAGUUAAUAAUCAUAUUUUCUUUUAUAAAUUGUUGUUAACAACAAUUUUUAGCUUUUUAAAAGAUGCCUCAGAAAUGCUGUAAGCUUGUUUUUGGCUUAAGUGUUUUUUUAUUACACAUUAAAGCAGUGGUUCUCAAACUUUUCGGCGUGCACCCCCAUAAGUAAAUUAAUUAAAACGUAUCUAAAACGUAUAAAAAAUAUAUUACAUUAUGCAGUGUAGUGCUGUUGUUUAGUGAUCUUAUAUUUUAUGUUUAAUUACACAGAAUUAAUGAUAAAUGUAUCCAUUUAAUAAAAUGUUACAAAACUGGGGCCAUCUUGCACCCCCAGUUUGAGAACAACUGCAUUCAAGUAAUACUAAUCUAAGCGAUUCACACCAUUAAAAAUUGCCAAAUUGCGUAAAGAAAAGCUGUAUCAAUGCUCUUACAUGACCAUGCUAUUUGCACUUUUUAUUAUUUAAUGUAUUUUAAGUGAUUUUUUCACAGCACUUGCUGUUUUUUGCUAGGAAGCCACAACUACAUUGAGCGCCAAUGACUGAAGCCUUUUUAUCCUUGUGUUAUGGUGUUGGGGCACCAGAGGCGUUCAUCGUUGUGGUUGAGCACAUUUCUAUAUUGUAAGAAGAAUGAUCAAUGAAGAGUGUAAAUAUUAUUUUUAUAGAUGGUCUGUUUAUUCGCUGUUGAAGUUCAUUGUAUCAAGCGUCUUUUUUCUUCACACUAUUAUUUUCUUGUCAUUAAUCUCAAAUGCAUAAGUGCAGUAUUUGUACACGUGAGAAGAAAAUUGAGAGAAUUUAUUUAUUUUUAUACAUUAACCAUUCAAAUGUUAUCUGUUACUAUUCAUAAAGCAAAAUCAACAAUCAGGCCUUUUAAAGAUGUGGCCAAAAUUUCAGUAUGCAGCUGAAAUGAUUUCAUUAACAUUACUUAUUACAUAUGUACAGCAUUUUACUUUGACAGAUUUUGUGAAUUUGAGAAUUAUUUGCUGUUCACUUUACAGAUAAACAAUUGAUGUGAUGGACAGAAUAUGCAUGUGAAUCGGCAUAUUUGAGGGUAUUUGCAGUAGGGUGAUCGGUAUGCUCAGUGUGUCCAGUGUUUGUUUUGACUGUACCAAACAAUAAAACUUCAUUAUUAGGUAAAAAUGUUCCUGCCUUUAGUGUUUUGUGAGAUUUGUUUAAAGGAAAAGUUCAC